AUGACCAGUCCGGGCGAGAGGGAAAAGCCAUACAGACUCCAUGUCUAUGCCACUAAGCACAACACACAUCUCACUUUUAGCAAAAUGGUGGAUGUGCUUCUUUCUUUGAGUGCUGGCAACAUUGGUUUCAGAAAGGCUGGGCGAGGAAGUUAUGAUGCAGCGUAUCAGCUGGGCGCAUUCGCUCUGAAGCAGAUGCAAGAGAAAGGUAUGCUGAGAGAUCUGCAUUCUUUGCAGGUGGUCAUGCGAGGAUAUGGAGCUGGACGGGAAGCGAUGACCAAGAUCAUUCUGGGAAGCGAAGGGAGAUUCAUCAGGAAUAAGAUCACAAGUGUGGUGGAUGCGACGAGAUUGAAGCAAGGUGGUCCCAGGAGCAAGAAACCAAGAAGAUUAGGUUAG
Molecule: messenger RNA, 393 nt
Organism: Pseudocercospora fijiensis CIRAD86
Lineage: Eukaryota; Fungi; Ascomycota; Dothideomycetes; Mycosphaerellales; Mycosphaerellaceae
Exons: 2
Coding region: 1-393 (130 amino acids)
Biological process (GO): translation
Cellular component (GO): ribosome
Molecular function (GO): structural constituent of ribosome
Source: RefSeq, a predicted model, not a curated record